AUGCCUUCAUCACACCUUUGGACACCUUCACUUGAACCCCGCACAAUAAUAAAUUCCUGGGCAUAUAAACAUGCUAUAAUAAAUGAAUGCAUAAGUAUAGGAAAAAGGUUACCUAUUCCAGGAAAAUAUAGAAUUAAAGCUGGUGAAGAUGAUUCACGUGAUGUACAAGGAGCGCAAACAGCAGAUGAUGUUCAAGAUGAUGAUGAAUCUACAGGGGAGGAAGAAGAGGAAGAUAAUGAGGAUUUAGACGUGGAUGAAGAUGAAGAAAUGGUUCAAGAUAAUACCCACGAUAAUCCCAGUAACAGUCAUAAUAAUCUUAAUAAUAGUCAUAAUAAUCUUAAUAAUAGUCAUAAUAAUGACAGUGAUAGCGAUGAUGAAAUCCAUUUAGUAUUAUAA
Messenger RNA from Entrophospora candida, 396 nucleotides. The record is from the annotation of a GenBank genome assembly. Lineage: Eukaryota; Fungi; Glomeromycota; Glomeromycetes; Entrophosporales; Entrophosporaceae.